Messenger RNA from Mya arenaria, 3620 nucleotides. RefSeq names its product mucin-5AC-like. The record is from RefSeq and is a predicted model, not a curated record. Lineage: Eukaryota; Metazoa; Mollusca; Bivalvia; Myida; Myidae. Gene Ontology annotation, cellular component: membrane. Bases 138 to 3197 code for a protein of 1019 amino acids. The transcript is spliced from 8 exons. Gene Ontology annotation, biological process: cell communication.
CCCUUUAUUUACAUUGUCGUGCCUUUAAAAUGUAAACUAAACUGAAUAACAAUAAACAAUCUGUGGUGUAAUACUAGUAACAGAACUGUUGCUAAUGCCUCGUCAAGUGUUCCUGUUGGAUUCACUUAUCGUUUGUAAUGGAUAUAAUGUUUGGAAGGAGAUCUUUGAUUAUUUUGUGGCUGGUGGCGCAUGCGUCCUCUGUGUGGGGCCGAGGGACGGUGGAGGUGGGCUUGCUCAAGUUCCGGUACGAGAGUGACAAGGACUGUGACAACGUUUUUGGUCUGUUCAAAUGCGACCCUUACUUCCGGGUGUGCAUCGAGUCGGCCGUGGACAGAUGCUCAGACACGAGAGUUACGACCUCGGCUGAGAGCAACAAGAAUGACAUUAUGGACAUCUUCAACCAGUCGUCCAUUCGGCCCAAUCCUGUCCUAUUCAGGGUCACAGCCGUCAGGUUUCCUUUUCUCGUGACGGUUGAGGUUUGGAACGACAACCCGUUCAAUGACAAGUAUAUCGACAAAGUAAACGUCACGGUGGACCGCCGUGAGGCCGCCUCCCGGAACGGUCGCCACUUCUUGGGCGUGGAUCAUCAGGCCAGUGUAGACCUGUACGUUGACGUGAUUUGUGAAGUCGGAAGUUACGGGCCAGACUGCAGUGUCGUCUGCCAUAACACGUCCUUCAGCUACUGCGACCACCAGGGUCGGAAACACUGCCUCUCUGGAUAUUCUGGUGCUAACUGUACAAUAAAGGCCACCACGCCUACGCCUUCCUCCAGCCAUUCCGCCGCGUCAAUAGAAGACACUACGACCACGACGUCACGACCAAUGACGUCAAAAUCAGUUAUAUCAUCAUCUGUUAACUCCAGUGUACAGGCGUUUUCUACUAGAGUGUUGCCAUUUGCAAGUCACUCAUCUAGUGAUAUAAGCAUGACUUCAAACAAGAUGGCGACCACUUCAACAUUACAUACAGAGACGUCAAGCAGAAUAAUGCCAACCCUCUCGAGCAGUAUACAGUCUAAUUUUGAAAUGUCUUCAAGAUCUGGAAUGAACUACUCUAGUGGAACAUUAACAUUGGCAACAUUGGCUACUCAAUCGAGUCCUUCAUCCAAAUUAAAACCCUCACCAUUCUUGCAAUCAAGUAUACAUUCCAGGGAAGUGUCGAGCAGUUCAAUGGCUUCAUUAUCAACAUUGCCACCAGGUCAAAUUUUCACACAUUUAUCUUCCAAUAUACAAUUCACAUUAUCUAUAUCCACGAACAAACCUUCGAAACAGACACUCACACCAUAUUCGAGCAAGGAAAUGGUGUCAUCAACAAGUAUAUUAGUGACAUCAUCAAUGCAAUAUCAGUUUCCGACGUCUACAACUUCAAUGUCGCCAUGGACAGCGGGUCACUCUGGUUCGAUAUCAUUAGUACCAGCACAAACCACAUCAUCAGUGUCACAGCAUACGCUGUCUGCUUCAAAUGAAAUAUCCCCAACACCAGUCACACAAUCAUUCCAGUCAACUCAAACAUCGUCGUCCAUACACUCUAUGUCAACAAAGCCAAUACCAACACUCCAAUCAACACCGACAACAAACUAUCCACAUAUGUCGAAAUCGUCAAAAGUACAGAUUUCUUCCCGUACCAGCAAAGUUAUUUCACUGACCUUGUCAUUUACAUCAUUAACUGAUGCUCCUUACGUGGUGAGCAAUACUGUACAAACGUCUUCUUCGACUUUUUCACGUUCCAUACCAAGUCUGACACCUCGGCCGUCGAACAAGUCAAUAUUAAUAUCAACAGCAACAAUAUCAAAUUCAACACAAACAGAAGCCUUUACGUCUGGAGCGUCAACAUCAUCGUCGUUGACAACGUCAGAAAAGAUAGUUACAAAAACGUCUUUGCUGAUAAUUCCAACAUCAACAACAUUUACUACCACUGUAACAUUAACUGUUCCACCAACAACACCGACACCAUCGUCACCAGUAUCAUCAGCAUCGGUAGCCCCAAUAUCACUUAACACGACAACAGCAUCGGUAGCCCCAAUAUCACUUAACACGACAACAGCAUCGGUAGCCCCAAUAUCACUUAACACGACAACAGCAUCGGUAACCCCAAUAUCACUUAACAUGACAACAGCAUCAGUAACCCCAAUAUCACUUAUCACGACAACAGCAUCGGUGGCCCCAAUAUCACUUUACACGACAACAGCAUCGGUGGCCCCAAUAUCACUUAACACGAAAACAAAAACAACAUCCAAAACAGGAUUUACACUAACAAAAAGAACAACUUUAGCAAUACCGAAGACUUCAAAAUCAAAAGUAAUGACCCAUUCGUCCAAGGCAACAAAAAAGACAACAAAAGAGCACGCCAAGUCAAAUAAACCCACUGCAAAACCAACGACCUCGGCUCUUAUUAAUAACACAUCUCCUUCAAAACGGACGACAACUUCAAGAAAAACUUCAAUAACACCCCAACAGAACGGAAGUAAACAUCCUGUGUUUUCUGUAAUUAGUUCCAAAUCAUCACCAUCACCAUCAUCAUCAUCGUCAUCAUCAUCAUCAUCAUCAUCAUCAUCAUCAUCAUCAUCAUCAUCAACAACAAGAAAAAGAAAAACAACAGCGAAGACAAAUUCAACCAAAGCGGCAUUAACAACAGCAAAAACAACUACUACUUCUCAUGAUAUCAAUAUUUCACAAUCAACGAAGAACACAGUAAACACUUCUUUGAAUCCUGGAACUAUAACCACCAGCUCUAACAAACCGCUGCCUACGACGAUAACCAGGAGAAAUAACCAAGGAUCGACGACGUUCAUAACACGUAAACGGCCACAUACGUCGACCCAGGUGUCAGCACGCGGUGGGUCACCGACCGUGACAUCAGGUUUAACGCCAACUGUCACAAAAGGUCUUGGGCCACUAGGGAAACAGACCUCUGAACCGUCUAAUAAGCCGAGCUCUCUGUCUGUUGUUCUGGGCGUAAUUGCUGGCGUUAUUGGUGUCGUGUUGCUAGUGACAACCGUGAUUCUUAUCAGAAAGAGACGACCUUCGCAGCAAGUAAUAUUUGACGACGACGUGUUGGCGGACGAUGGGAAGAUGAGCGGCAGUGUGGCGGCUGGCGGCAGCCUGCACCUCCGUCUCGAUCACCUGACAGACGGAGAACAACAUGUGCGCGGGGUGGAUAAUCCGGCCUACGGAACUAUGCACGGCGAGUCCCAGUCCUGAGAAUGGGUCGAUAAUUUCUGAUAUGGACAAACUGCUGAAGUAUCUGUGGUAUUUAAAGGCUGUGUUGUGAACGAGGAAACACUCAAGUUCGCUGUUUCCAUGAAUUUAUAAUAUAGAAAACUUUUCAAUAUGAAUACCUAGGUUGAACAGAUCGAAUUUGAGGUUUGUGUUGUCAAGGUCACUUUACAAAGAAACAUGGUGGUCGCUGAAGAGGACGAAUUGCAAUAAAUGUUUCAAUUUAGGAAGAGUUUCUUGAGUUUCUCAUGAUGACCUUCGUUAGAUACACAUUUUCGUGCCAAAGUUUGUGAAUGCAAAGACAAAAUAAUAAUUUAAUAUUCAAUAAAUAUUGUUGUGCGAUGUAAGCAUAUAUUUAUAUGAACUUUUCUGGUUAUUAUGAUACUGUUAUAAAAUUAAUGUAUGUCA